AGAGAGAGCGGGGACAGUGUCAACAGCUCAGCUCCCAGCACAGUCAGCUGAAAUCCAGAGCUCCGCUCAGUAGCUGAGCGAGGGGAAGCAAACGAAACGCAGCAGCUUCAGCCGGGAAACAUCGUCAGACUUUUGUGUUUUCAUGGAUUUUGGCCAUGAAACACGGACUCCCAACGGCCACACGAGAGCUUUAAAGCCAGAGGAUGUAGGAAUGCUUUAAGACCUUCUUCAAACCUCGCUUUAUUGAGAGACUUCUUGAUUCCCAUUGCUAGUGACGUGACACAGGGACAAUCCAUCUCUCAGGGCAGCCCGUCUGAAGUGGAUCAUGCCCCCUAGAUAGCAGCCUCAUCCUCCUCUCCACUCCCCCUCCCUGCCCUUGGCCCCUUCCUCUACCUUCCUGGUCCAGCGCCACCUCCGCCACCUGUGUCACCACAGCCGCCAUGCCCCCCAGGAAGAGGACGCGGCCGGGCCUGGGCUUCCUGUGCUGUUUCGGCAGCAGCGAGCCCCCGGAGAUCAACCUGAAGGACAGCGUGCCCCUGCAGCUGCUAGAGUUCAGUGCCCCCAUGCCGCCCGCCGAGGAGCUGCAUGCGCGUUUCUCCGAACUGGUGGAUGAACUGGACCUGACGGAUAAGAACAGGGAGGCCAUGUUCGCUCUGCCCGAUGAGAAGAAAUGGCAAAUCUACUGCAGCAAGAAGAAGGAACAAGAGGACCCCAACAAGCUGGCUACCAGCUGGCCCGACUACUACAUUGACCGGAUCAACUCCAUGGCCGCUAUGCAGACCCUGUUUGCCUUUGAUGAGGAGGAAAUGGAAAUGAGGAACAAGGUGGUGGAAGAUCUGAAGACAGCACUUCGGACUCAGCCCAUGAGGUUUGUCACACGCUUCAUCGAGCUGGACGGCCUCACCUGCCUCCUCAACUUCCUGCGCAGCAUGGACUACGAGACGUCAGAGAGCCGCGUCCACACCUCCGUCAUCGGCUGUAUCAAGGCCCUGAUGAACAACUCGCAGGGCCGGGCUCACGUCCUGGCCCACCCGCAGAGCAUCAACACCAUCUCGCAGAGCCUGCGGACGGAGAACAUCAAGACCAAAGUGGCGGUGCUGGAGAUCCUCGGGGCCGUGUGCCUGGUACCUGACGGACACAAGAAGGUGCUGCAGGCCAUGGCGCACUACCAGAAAUACGCUGCUGAGAGGACUCGCUUCCAGACGCUGCUGAAUGAGCUGGACAAGAGUACGGGCCGCUACAGAGACGAGGUCAACUUGAAGACAGCCAUCAUGUCCUUCAUUAACGCUGUGCUGAACGCUGGAGCUGGGGAGGACAACCUGGAGUUCCGUCUCCACCUAAGGUACGAGUUCCUGAUGUUGGGCAUCCAGCCCGUCAUCGACAAGCUCCGAGAACAUGAAAACGCCACUCUGGAUAGGCAUUUGGACUUCUUUGAGAUGGUGCGGAAUGAGGAUGACUCGGAGCUGGCCAAAAGAUUUGAUAUGGCCCAUAUAGAUACUAAGAGUGCCGGUGCCAUGUUUGAGCUGGUCAAGAAGAAGCUGAGCCACACAGAUGCCUACCCCCACCUCCUCUCCAUCCUCCAACACUCCCUGCAGAUGCCCUAUAAGCGUGGCGGUGGCAGCCUGCAGCACUGGCAGCUCUUAGACAGGAUCCUCCAGCAGAUAGUCCUACAGGACGACAAGGGGGAGGACCCCGACAUCGCCCCUCUGGACAACUUCAGUGUUAAGAACAUCAUUCGCAUCUGUGGCUACCACCGAUGCUCAAGGUUGGUCAAUGAGAAUGAGGUGAAACAGUGGCGAGACCAGGCCGAGAAGUUCAGGAAAGAUCAUGUAGAGCUGCUAGCUAAACUAGAGAGGAAGGAGCGGGAGUGUGAAACCAAGACCCAGGAAAAGGAUGAUAUGAUGAAGACUUUGAACAAGAUGAAGGACAAGCUGCAGCGUGAGGGUGUGGAGCUGCGCUCGGCCAGGGAACAAGUCCUAGACCUAUCGUCACGCAUCAAUGACAUAGCUGGUGGCAGCGUGUCUUUCCCGCCUCCUCCACCUCCUGGCGGCCCCGUGGCACCACCUCCUCCACCUAUGAUUGGUGGUUUCCCUCCGCCUCCUCCUCCGCUACCCUUUAGCUGCCCGCCUCCUCCCCCACCUCCUCCCCCACCAGGCGCCCCGCCUCCUCCACCAGGAGCCCCUCCCAUGUUUGGAGCCCCGCCUCCUCCGAUUCCCUCUUCCUUCAACUCAGCGAGCACAAUGCGUUCCAAGUCCAUCCCUCAGCCUUCUCAUCCCCUGAAGUCCUUUAACUGGUCUAAACUAGGAGAGAAUGUGAUCAAUGGCACCAUCUGGAACGACAUUGAUGACCUGAAAGCUUUCAAGAUUCUUGACCUCAAGGACAUAGAGAAGAUGUUUUCAGCCUAUCAGAGACAGCAGGACCUGCUCACUAACCAAUCCUUCAAACAGAAGGAGACGGGCUCCAUGGAUGACAUAUACGUCAGCACGCGGAAGGUCAAAGAGCUGUCGGUCAUCGACGGUAGACGUGCACAGAAUUGUGUCAUCCUGCUUUCAAAGUUAAAAAUGAGCAAUGAGGAGAUUAAGAGGGCGAUCCUGGAGAUGGAUGAGAGAGAAGAGCUAGCCAAAGAUAUGCUGGAGCAGCUGCUGAAGUUUGUCCCAGAGAAAAGUGACAUGGACCUGUUGGAGGAGCACAAACAUGAGUUGGAGCGCAUGGCCCGGGCUGAUCGCUUCCUCUAUGAGAUGAGCAGAAUUGACCACUACCAGCACAGACUGCAGGCUCUGUUCUUCAAGAAGAAGUUUGCAGAGCGCCUCGGUGAAACCAAGCCUAAAGUUGAGGCCAUCCUGAAUGCAUCCAAGGAGGUGGUUCGAAGCAAGCGGCUGACUCAGGUCCUGGAGGUGGUGCUGGCGUUCGGCAACUUCAUGAACAAGGGCCAGAGAGGCAAUGCCUACGGCUUCAAGGUCUCCAGCCUCAACAAGAUCGCUGACACCAAGUCAAGCAUAGACAGGAACAUCACCAUGUUGCACUACCUGAUCAUGAUCUUUGAGAAGAACUACCCGGACACGCUGCACAUCCAGGAGGACCUCGGCAGCGUACCAGAGGCCGCCAAAGUCAAUUUGGCGGAGUUGGAAAAAGAGGUGCACAAUAUCAAGAGUGGACUAAAGGCUCUCGAGGCGGAGCUGCACUACCAGCAGAGCAGGACAAGGGAGCGUGGGGACAAGUUUUCGGCUGUGAUCGGUGACUUCAUCACUGUGGCUGGCUUCAGCUUCUCCGAGCUGGAGGACCAGCUUAGUGAAGCCAAGGACAAGUUUGCCAAAUCUCUGAAGCACUUUGGGGAGGAUGAAGGGAGGAUGCAGCCUGAUGAGUUCUUCGGGAUCUUCGACACCUUUUUACAGUCAUUCAGCGAAGCACGGCAAGACCUGGAGAACAUGCAGCGACGCAAGGACGAGGAGGAGAGGAGGGCACGAAUGGAGGCCAUGCUCAAGGAGCAGAGGGAGCGGGAACGGCGGGCCAAGAAGGGCGGAGCCUCAGACGAGGUCGGCGGCGAGUUCGACGACCUGGUCUCGGCGUUGCGUUCGGGAGAGGUCUUCGACAAGGACCUGAACAAGUUCAAGCGUAACCGCAAGCGCUCCGUAAACCAGCUGGUGGAGGGCGGCGGCGGCGGCCGCGAGCGAGCCGUCACCAAGGUCAACUACUAGGCUGGGAAAAGGAGGGAGGAAAAAAAAAAAUCACUAGACACCUAAAUUCUGCCGUGGUGUACAUCUCUUAGCACCUUUAGUCCAGGUCCUUCAACAGUGACCAUUGACAUUGGAGAGGAUGUGAAUAAUGGCUGGACUGGACAUGUAGUGACAUGUAUGGACAGCCAUGACAUUUUUGAAGGAUGCAUCACUCUCCUCUGAUUGGUCUUGUAAAGGUAUUUCCAACCUGUUAAUCCUGGAAGUUGUUUGAUCUGAGCUGGACGAAGGACAAUUGAAAUCGAUGGAUGGAUGGACAGACCACUGUGACACAUUAUCCCAUGUCUUUUGACCAUAUCCUUUUAACACUGUGCUCAAGCUUCUGGCUAGUCUUUCACUCCAUUUCUCACUGCUCUUUUUUUUUUUUUUUUUUUUUUAUCCUAACGAGCCCUUUGGUGUUCCUCGGUAAGUUGUUUGGUGCUGGAGCCGCCCCAUCUUUUUGCUACCUGGGUCUCAGACACACAGGGAAUUGGGAUCAGCCAGUCAAACUGUACAUAGAUGAGACCAAGUGAAAGGUUUGGAAAAAGGAAUAUGAAGGUACUUCAAGGUGAAAAAGAAAGAAAGAAAGAAAAAAAAAACAGGAAAAAAAGGUGGAAAGGGGGACCUAAGCCAUAACCGCUACAGUCAUGGGCGCUUCGAGUGUCCCCCCCCUCAAGAAAUGAGAGUUUUCAGCCACAGAAUAGAUGGAUGUUCAUGAACGUCCUUUACUACAGAGAAGUACGUGGAGUCACCAAAUCCCAGAACGCUUUGUUAGGCUUCUGAAAGAGUGGAGGAACGAUUCCUAACGGGGGAAGAGGGGUUAUCGCUUCAAAACAGAGGAUCCAUCCCGAUGGCCUCCUCCAGCACACAGCAUUCCCAGGCAGCAUGUACGUCCACCCCGAGCUGCAGCGCCUCUCGAGGAAGAAACGACAGCUCGGCUCGAUCCACCCCAACAAACAUGAUGACUGUGCCACAUGGGGUCAAGCCUCACCUACGCUCUUCAGUGAUUUCAACAUUGUUCUGGCAUGAAGCAGUGCCAAAGCAAAGAGAAAACAAAUGUAAAUGUAUUAAUACAAAACAUACUGCAAUUAGGCCUUGAUAUAUAUUUAUAUUUAGAUGCAGACAAGCUAAUUGCAAAGAUGUAGAGGUUUUUUAUGUUUUCAUGGCAUUUUGGGGUUUUGUACACGCAAUGCAUUAUUUGUUGGUGUUGCAAGUUCACAUUGCUGUUGAAGUGAAUUUCUAUACAUUUUGCGCUUUAUGUAAAAACAAAAGAAACAAACAAAAAAAAAAGAAGAUAA
This is a messenger RNA of Seriola aureovittata, 5008 nucleotides long. It is a transcript of the gene daam2, whose product is annotated as dishevelled associated activator of morphogenesis 2. Bases 441 to 3695 code for a protein of 1084 amino acids. Gene Ontology annotation, molecular function: small GTPase binding; actin binding. NCBI's taxonomy places the organism in Eukaryota, Metazoa, Chordata, Actinopteri, Carangiformes, Carangidae. The record is from RefSeq and is a predicted model, not a curated record. Gene Ontology annotation, biological process: positive regulation of canonical Wnt signaling pathway; negative regulation of oligodendrocyte differentiation; regulation of non-canonical Wnt signaling pathway. The transcript is spliced from 27 exons.